AUGAGCCGGGCUCUUAUGGACCAUAUCUCCAGUAGUUUCAGAGAAGAUGCUCCUCGACCCCCGGUGCCUGGGGGGGAGGGCGAUGCGCCCUGCUACCCCACCAAACCCACAAUAAUGAAACCUUUGGAAUCUCUUAAAUCAGCUGUGUUGGGCUCUCCAAGCUCCUCGAGGAGGAACGAGGAUGGUCUUGGGGAGCCAGAGGGGAGUGCCUCCCCCGACUCACCGCUGUCUCGAUGGACUAAAUCUUUGCACUCUCUCCUUGGAGACCAGGAUGGUGCUCUCCUGUUUAGGACAUUCCUGGAGCAGGAGCAGUGUGUUGAUAGUCUAGACUUUUGGUUUGCCUGCAAUGGCUUCAGGCAAAUGGACCUCAAAGAUCCCAAAACUCAGAGAGUGGCCAAAGCUAUUUACAAGCGCUACAUAGAAAAUGACAGCAUUGUUGCCAAACAGCUCAAGCCUGCUACUAAAACCUUUAUAAAGGAUUAUAUCAAGAAGCAGCACAUCGACUCUGCCAUGUUCGACCAGGCUCAGACAGAGAUUCAGAACAACAUGGAGGAGAGCGCUUAUCAGCUGUUCCUCACCUCGGACAUUUACUUGGACUAUGUGAGGACUGGGGGUGAGAACCCGGCUCACGUCAGUGCCAGCGGCUUGGCUGACCUCAAGGCAGUGUGUGGAUACAUGUCCUCACUGCCGGAGGAGGAAGAGUGGAGCUGCGACUUCAAAACCAAAGCCCUCCUUGGACUAACCACCAGCGUGCAGCGGGCCCCCAUGUCCCUGAGGGCAGUGGAGGUGAUGGAGAGGAGCUACAGAUCCUACAGCAGAGGGGGGUGCCAUGGGGGCUCGUCCGCUCCUGUGUGCAGCACCAACGACAGCGAGGUGUCCAGUGACGCGCUGACCGAUGACUCCAUGUCUCUGACCGAUGGCAGUGUAGAUGGCAUCCCUCCAUACAAACUGGCCUCCAAAAAGCAGCUACAGCGAGAGAUGCAGCGAAACAUGCGGAUGAACAGCCAAGUGUCUCUGCCUGCCUUUCCUCGCACACGACAUCCUCCAAAAGAAGCCGUCCCGUUGGAGCCAGCUAAAUUCGCAGAGCAGCUGAUUGCCCGACUGGAAAGUUUGAAGCGUGAGCAGGAGAGAGGCGAGGAGAGGCUGCAGCAGAUCCAGGAGGAGGAUGAGCGAGAAGAUGCAGAGAUGUUAGGGAGCUCACCGCAGCUCUCUCAUCACCAACUGUCCAUCUUGUCCGGCUCCUCCGACGAAGACCCGCAGGCCAUCCUCGACGAGCACUUAUCCCGCGUCCUGAAAAGUCCCGGCUGCCAAUCGCCCGCCGUCGCCCGCCACUCCCCCCGCUCCACCUCCCCCGAGCAGCGGCCCCUCGCGCUGGCACUGAAGGGCCUGCUGCAUUCCCCGGGGUCCACACUGGAGCAGGGGUCCCUCACGGUCUCCCUGGGCCCCAACAGAACUCUGAUCAGCCGGCAGAGCACCAAGCACAUCCACCACCACUACAUCCACCAUCACGCCAGUCCCAAGAGCAAGGAGCAGAUCGAGCGCGAGGCGGCCCUCCGAGUGCACCGCCUGUGCUCCGGCGCAGAGUUCCAGCCGGGGCCGCCGUACCAGCGCAGCCGCAGCUUGGGACGAGAGCUGUGUGGCGCUGUUACCAUCGACAACACCAUGGGGAGGUCCAGUUCCUUGUCCAGGUGCCUGUGUCGCUCGGGGACAGAGGACGGCUCUACAGACAAGUGUUCCGAAGACUGCGGUGGUCUACAGCUGCCCAGAGACACAACAGACCCAACUCAAAAUGUGCUGCAGUGGAUUCUGGAGAGCAAACACCAAAGCAGGCACAAGUCCAGCAACCAAACCACCAAAAAGUCAUUCGGGAGCUCGUCCACCCAGACUCACAUUUGGGGCGGGGGUGGUAGCUGCGGUCAUCUUCGAAGCCACCAACCCGCACAACCUUUUAUUCAAGACCCCGCCAUGCCCCCGAUGCCUCCUCCCAACACCCUGGCUCAGUUGGAGGAGGCUUGCCGGAGACUGGAGGAGGUCUCCACAAAGCCCACCAAGCCGAGGCAUUCCGUAUCCAGUGUCCCACGUGAGAAGAGCCAUCUUGUGCCUGUCCAGAGCGGGACAUCAAACCCGCAACCUCAAGCCAACUCGCCCGGUUGCCUGCUCUCAACCGUCCAAUCUGAAGAAAUGAAGGAGCAUAAGAAGGCGGCAGGGAGCCAUGCGGUGUGCAGUAGUGGGGAGACCGUAGUGACAUAUUUUUUCUGUGGGGAGGAAAUCCCGUAUCGACGUAGCAUGAAGAGUCACAGUCUGACCCUAGGACACUUUAAGGAGCAGCUCCGCAAAAAGGGCAACUACAGGUACUACUUCAAAAAAGCCAGUGACGAGUUCGACUGCGGCGCGGUUUUCGAAGAGGUAUCGGACGACUGCUCUCCACUGCCCACGUACCAAGGAAAGAUCUUAGGAAAAGUGGAGCGGAUGGAUUGA
Molecule: messenger RNA, 2478 nt
Organism: Knipowitschia caucasica
Lineage: Eukaryota; Metazoa; Chordata; Actinopteri; Gobiiformes; Gobiidae
Source: the annotation of a GenBank genome assembly